GCUGUCGGAUGGUACAAUUGGGUACAGGAGUACUCAAGGCACCACGGGUCGAUGCGAAACAAAAGAACACAUCUCUUCCGGUCAAUAACCGAUGCCUUAUAAGAUAGCCGCCCAGCGGAUGCGCGCUCUCAUGCCCGUGUUGUCUGGCCCGCUACGCUGAGAUUUUGACAUUCACAUUCCUUAUCACCGUUUAUUCCGUACAGCAAACCGAAACAGGAUGCAUGUUCACGACAAUACCCCUUCGUGUUCCGAUCUUUCGCCUUCCAUUCACCACGACGAGAUGCAAAGGCGUACACCUUUCUAUCACGUUGCGCGCGACAGCGACGAUAGUUUAAUCGUCGCAGAUGUUCCUCCCUGGUCGGAGUCACUUGAUAUACCCUUAUUUCGUGGGCUCGCCCGUCAUCAUGAAACUUAUUUUCAUUCCAACGAAACCGACUUUCUGCUCGACAUUCUCGAUUGCACAUCCCUUGCGACCACUUUUGACCAUUCCUGCUUGCGCUACCUAGACUUGCAGCUUCUGACACAUCCAGCAGAAUCCUUCGCUGACGUCUGCUGGACAGACGCAGUUCAUGAUGAUGAUUCUAAUGAACGCUGCUCAUUAUCCUCUUCCAUGUCCGAUUGCCCGACAUCUUCGCCUAGCUAUCCGCCGUCUUCUUUUGGUGAAGAAGACUCGAUAUCGAGCACGUCGGAAUCGAUAACGUACCAUGAGGACAAUGACGAAUUUAAUAUGCACAGCAAACAGUCUUAUCCAGACCGUUAUUUCAGAGAGGUCUGUCCCCCCGUCGUCCAACCGGGGAAACGGGAUUCAUUUCUCUUUUUUGAACCCUCACGGUACUUUGCGUCCUCCAAUCCCGCAGAGUCCGUGUGUUAUUUCCCCACGACGGCGGCUGCCCCCCGGGCUCGGGAAAAGUCAUAUCGCCGCUUUGCAAACUUUUGCUUGAGGUUGCCGUGUCUAGUUCGACGGCGAAAUUAAACUGAUGACGGCCGCCACUGAGGCGGCUUUGACUUGCAAGCAACCUGCUCAAUUUCAGGGACAAUUCAAGGACAAUUCACAUUAGUACAUAGCGCAAAAGGACUUUGACAUUGUACACAUGCAUUACAACACUCGUGGAUCUUUUCCCGUAUCAUACCCCUUGACAUUUUUAAAACACGUCCUAUGGUUGUUUUUGCUUUUUCUUU
This is a messenger RNA of Desarmillaria tabescens, 1179 nucleotides long. RefSeq lists its product as uncharacterized. The transcript is spliced from 4 exons. The coding region runs from base 218 to 973 and encodes 251 amino acids. Lineage: Eukaryota; Fungi; Basidiomycota; Agaricomycetes; Agaricales; Physalacriaceae. The record is from RefSeq and is a predicted model, not a curated record.